AUGAAGUUUGCCAAAGAGCUCGAGAGAGAUGCGGUUCCAGAAUGGCGCGUCAAAUAUCUCAACUACAAGGCCGGCAAAAAGUACGUCAAGGCCGUCGCCCGCGCCGUCAAUAGAGCAAACGGUGCCACACCAAAGCUGCGCAGCAGCAGAGGUACAUCUCUAUUCGGACAGGUGCCAAAUAGCAAUACCCAACAGACCCUUCGAACGACCUUUUCCGAUCGCGAGUACCGCCAAUCUCUGGCCUCAGUGCCUACAUUGUCGAGCCGCCCGCCCGCCUACACCUCGGGCACGACCCCUUACGAGGUGCGACCGUCGCCAGCCCGCGCUGUGCCCGCAAAGGAUAUCAAAGGCGGAGAGGACGACGCAUUGAACCGGUUGCCCGAUAACAAUCUGCAAUAUGGGAGCUUCGUCGCCACGCCGCCCAACCCCAGCCCUAUAGCCCAACGGGGCACCAGUGGCGAGUUUGAGCUGCCGGCACCGGCGAUGCGCCCCGCGCCGGAUGCAUCGCCGCCUGACGCUACUGUGCGAACCCACGAUUGGGCGCGGAAUCUCAAAACGCCCAGACCGGUCGAUAGACGGAACUCUAGCACCAUCCUGCCGGUAUCGCAGUCCAAGGGCUCGAUUGCGUCAGCUUGGGACAAGCGGAAGCGCCGCGGCAGCACCGAUCAGCACCAGCCUUCGCCGCUGCGGCGCAUAUUUUCGUACUCGCCCACGCUAACACGAGAUGCUUCCGUUACGUCAUUCGGCCUUGAGCCGUUUGACCUCAUUCGCGAGAGGGAGCAUGAAUUUUAUGAUUUUAUGGAUUCGGAGCUCGAUAAAGUCGAGUCUUUCUAUAAACUCAAAGAAGAACAGGCAGGCAGACGACUAGAGCUGCUGCGUGAGCAGCUCCACGAAAUGCGCAACCGUCGACUGCAGGAAAUUAUUCCUCAAUCAGGUAACACAUCAACACAGGAACACAUGGCACUGUACGGAAACGACUCGGACAGCGGCACCGAUCGAAGCGGCAAUCAUUGGAUGCCGUCCAUCAAGACGAAGCUCUUCCCCCCGGGGCCCAACUCCAAGGCACUCCGCGCCAUGCCACACACACCCUACAUGGGCGGCCGAGACCCGCAGAGCGAAGGGCACCGCGACUAUAUUCGCCGGCCCGACGAACAGGACGUCUCGUACCGCACCGCCAAGCGCAAACUUAAGCUUGCGCUGCAGGAAUUCUAUCGCGGACUGGAGCUGCUCAAGUCGUACGCGCUGCUCAAUCGCACCGCCUUUCGCAAGAUCAACAAGAAAUUCGACAAGGCCGUCAAUGCGCGCCCGCCGCUGCGGUACGUCAACGAAAAGGUCAACAAGGCCUGGUUCGUCAACAGUGACUUGCUCGAGGGCCACAUCAAGGCUGUUGAAGACCUGUACGCGCGCUACUUUGAGCGCGGCAACCACAAGCUGGCCGCCGGCAAGCUCCGGAGCCUCGCCAAGAAGUCGAGCGACGAGUCGGGUAGCUCCUUUCUCAACGGCUUUCUCAUUGGCACGGGCAUCGUCUUUUCCGUCCAGGGCCUCGUCUACGGCGUGCAGCUGCUGUUUGACAAUGAUCCGACGGUCAGGCUGCACACGAGCUAUCUCAUGCAGAUUUACGCGGGCUACUUUCUCAUGCUGCUCCUCUUUGCCUACUUUUGCAUCAACUGCUACAUAUGGACCAAAUGCAAGGUCAACUACACCUUCAUCUUUGAGCUCGACCCCCGCACGCGCAUCGACUGGCGUCGCAUGGCCGAGUUUCCCAGCUUCUUUCUGUUCAUCUUUGGCGUCGUCAUGUGGGCCAACUUUAGCCGGUACGGUAAUGAGAGCCUGUAUUUGUACUACCCCGUGGUGCUGAUUGCGUUUACGGCGCUCGUCAUUUUCCUCCCGCUGCCCGUGCUCGCCCACAAGAGCCGCCGGUGGUUUGGCUACUCGCACUGGCGUCUGCUCCUCGCAGGCAUCUACCCGGUCGAGUUUCGCGACUUUUUCUUGGGUGACAUGUACUGCUCCCUGACGUACUGUAUGGCGAAUGUCGAGCUAUUCUUUUGUGUAUACGCCAAUAACUGGGAAAAUCCGUCGCAGUGCAACUCGAACCACUCACGCGUGCUGGGUUUCCUGACGACGGUGCCGGCGCUGUGGCGUUUUUUUCAGUGUCUUCGUCGUUACAAGGACACGCGCAACGUCUUUCCGCAUCUCGUCAACGGCGGCAAAUAUUCCAUGACGAUCUUGUGCAAUGUUUUGCUGUCUAAUUACCGCAUUCACCGCACAAACACCAACAUGGGGCUGUUUAUCUUUUUCUCCGUUGUGAACAGUAUAUAUUGCUCCAUCUGGGAUCUCUUUAUGGAUUUCUCUCUGCUCCAGUUCCACUCGCGCCAUUUCUGGCUGCGUGACAUUCUCGCGCUCAAGUCCAAGUGGCCCUACUACUUUAUCAUGAUCAUUGACCCAAUUCUCCGGUUCAACUGGAUCCUCUACGUGGUCCUGCCGACAGACGCGAACCACUCCACCGUCUUCUCCUUUGGCGUCGCGAUCCUCGAGGUGACGCGCCGCGGCAUGUGGGCGUUGUUCCGCGUUGAGAACGAGCACUGCGCCAAUGUCGGCCAGUACAAGGCCUCGCGCGACGUGCCGCUGCCCUACCGCAUCGAGCCGUUGAUGACGCACACCACCAGUGCGGAAGCGUCGCCUGUGCUUCGCACCAACAGCAAGCAGGAUCCGCAACAGAGCGCCAUCGACGACCCUUCCCAGAAGAGAGCAGAGGCUAGCUACUCGUCCUCAUCGGCCGACGCCGGUCCGUCCACGUCGGCUUCCAGCACCGCACCGCUCAAGCCCAGCUCGCCCGCCGCCGCGCACACACAGACCCACGGCCCGCAGCGGCAGUCCUCGUCCACGGCAGCGGCCACGGGAAGCCGCCCCGGCGCGUUUUCCACGGCGACGAGCGCCACGGCCGUCGCGAGCAGCACCUCGCAGGGCCUGUUUCGGCGCCGCACCGACUCGACGCGCACCUUUUCCAAGAUGCUUGCCGACGCGCACACGCAGGAUUUCGAAAAGAAGCGCAAGAAGAAGAAAUCCGAUGGCGUCGACGGGGAGCAUAGCUCUGGUGUCGCCGGCGUCGACAGCGACGACGGCGAUGACGACGAGGAUGACAGCGAUGACGAUGAUCUGGCGGAUGAGCGCGUCGCGGUGCGUGAGAGCACGCGGUUAAUGCGGAGGGGUGAAGGCAGCGCGAUUAUGGAAGAGGAUGUGUAA
Akanthomyces muscarius is the source of this 3243-nucleotide messenger RNA. RefSeq lists its product as uncharacterized. Bases 1 to 3243 code for a protein of 1080 amino acids. NCBI's taxonomy places the organism in Eukaryota, Fungi, Ascomycota, Sordariomycetes, Hypocreales, Cordycipitaceae. The record is from RefSeq and is a predicted model, not a curated record. Gene Ontology annotation, biological process: cellular response to phosphate starvation; phosphate ion transport. Gene Ontology annotation, cellular component: cytoplasm; Golgi apparatus; plasma membrane. Gene Ontology annotation, molecular function: inositol hexakisphosphate binding. The transcript has 3 exons.